Molecule: messenger RNA, 3633 nt
Organism: Theileria equi strain WA
Lineage: Eukaryota; Apicomplexa; Aconoidasida; Piroplasmida; Theileriidae
Exons: 4
Coding region: 1-3633 (1210 amino acids)
Source: RefSeq, a predicted model, not a curated record
AUGCGAAUAGGCAAGUCGGAUGCAUUGGAUCCUCAAACUGUUCUUACUCGCAAUUUUACUACUCGAGGUCCUGUGACAAUCAGAUGCAAGUCUGGUCAUUUUAUAAACAUAAUAUCCGCAAAUAUAACCUGUAAUGGGAGUGUCGUUGACGCAACCCUGGAAUUUUGGAAUGUUUGUAGGAACAAGACAAAAUGUAUAAUCACUAUGGAUAAUAUUGAAACAUGUUUUGACCCCUCUGGAACUUUUGGAAAAACCGAAUUUACAUGCUCAAAAUUAUAUGCCCUGGACUGCGGACUUUUUCACCCACGCAAAGCAGAGGAUCAAGAAUUUUGCAUGCGCCUAUGCCUUGGAUAUAUUGACCAAUGCAGAUCAAAGAAGGAUUUUUUGCCGAGAGUUUUUACCCUUAAGUGUAUAGAAAAACUGUUCAGAAGAAAUUCAUUUAAUAAGCGAUGUAUAUUUCUUCUAGGGAGCAUAAGAGGUGAAAAUAACGAUUUCAAGUGGGACUCAUAUCUUAUGAACAAAUUCGAAACUGGGAGAGUUGUACUGACAAAUAUGUCCUGGAGCUACAUAAAAUACACAAAGCCCAUUGAAAAUCCAAUAAUCAUCCCUUCAAUGGCUAAUUUGAGGAGAUAUGUCAAAGUAAACUUAUUUAAUGUUACAAAUAUCGGAUUUCAAGCAAAGUUGCUAGUUAUUGAUUGUCUAGAUAGUUGUAAAGAGAGACGUAAAGAGUUUAAAAGUACUAUUGGAUGGUUGGCCAUUUCUGUAGGAGAUCAUUCUCCCUAUAUAGAAAAGAGAUUACAAGUAGGAGCAUUAAGGGGAAAAUCAUCUAUAAUUUUACCGCUCGAUCCUAGGAAGGAAUGGAUUAUAUUGGCCCAAAUUCAAAAAAUUGAAACAGAAGGUGGAAAUAUACCAAGAGUAUUCCAUACUAUUUUGACAGGCGAUGGAAAAUAUACUAUUGAAUUUCUCCCAAAAGAGAGGGAUGUAGUCAUAGGAUAUAUUGCUUUUGAAGCUGAUGGACCACAUUUCAUUCAUGAUGCAGAUGUUGUUGUGUUUAGUGAAGUGGCGGAGAGUGUAAAUGUCUGUACGAUUUCCAUAAAUAUACCAAGAAGGUGGCCAAAAAACAUUCCAAUGUAUGGAAACACACUUCAUAGUUCUAUAAUAGUAAAUCCCAAUAUACAAUCAAAUAUUUCGUCCCUAAGGGCUGAAAGGGAUGUAGGAGCUACAUCUGAUGGAAAAAUCAAUUUAUGGAAUCUAAAAAUUGAAUAUAUAGUUGAAAAACCAACAAUAACUCUACCUCCAAUAGUUCAUGGGAUUGUAAUAGAAGAUGAAGCUUCCAUAUUAUUAAAGAGAAUCUGUAAAUAUUGUAUUCGGGGUGAAACUAAAAACGAAACAAAUAGUACCAGCAAUCAAUCUACUGGAAGUAUUCGUAGAAGGAGUGACACUAGGACAAAAAGAUUUUGUUUCAAAGAAUGUAAAUCUUUGCUAGGAAAAUGUAUUGACGCAGAAAAUAUUAGGGAAUGUUACGCUGGUGUAAGCAAGGGUUGUAGACUAUUAGAUAGUGAUAUGUUGUUGGAUUCAAUAAUAAGUUACAAAAGAGCUAUUGCUAUAAAUGAGAAAAGGAAGGUGAAAGAGAAUGAUGUAGAAAUAAUCCAACCUCCUGAACCAACUCCUGUUUCACCGGUAGAGAAGGAAAAAAAUAAAACAAUAGUUAGAGACUGUCUAGAGGGUCCAUGGGGAGAAUGGUCAAAAUGUAGUAAUUAUUGUAGAUCAGAGACAGUGAAAAGUCAGAGGGUCAGAAAGAGAGUGAUAUAUGCCAAAAAUAUUGGUAGUGGCAGCAGGCCAUGUAUUACAGUAGAAACCCAAGAAUGCCUUAAUCUCCCAAAUUGUUCAGAAUUUUGUCUAAAGAGAGCUGUUGAUGGAGUUGAACACUUUUUUAUCUGGUCAAAAGAUUGUAAAAUCAGUGUAGAUGAUUUAGAAGAAGACAAAUAUGCAGGAAAUUUUGAAGGUCUAAAAUCCGGUGUAAAGGGAACAGAAUCUCCUGGAUGUAAAGUUGAUGAUAAUUGGUCAUCAUGUGAUGCACCAUGUGAUUUAGGAAAUCCAUUUCACGAACACUUGCGCAUUCCACUUGCUUGUAGUGAAACUAAAAGGGAAUGUCGAGUUAAACCAGAGAAAUGUAGAGUCCAACAGGUGAAUCCUCGGUGUUUUCUUAGUAAUACUGUUUAUGACAUGGAUGAGGAAACAUGGGUAAAAAACGAUGCAUGUAUAUGUAUGUCUGGUACCGUUUGCACAGCAGAAGAAAUUUACAUGGGUGAAGAUUACGAUGACUUACUGUCAUUUGAAAAUAUUUCCAGAGUAAGUACAGGUAUUAAAAAUACAGCUGUACAACUAUUUAUCUCAGUUGCUAAUGGAAGACGUGUGAAUAUUCCAGUUGGGUUUCUGAAAGAGAUAACAUACGGGAAGUUUAAUCAAGAAGAACUGCAACAUUUUUGUGCGACUGGUGGAAUAAGAAUUGAGCCUCCAAUGAAGGAAACCCUAUGGACAGAUUGUAGAUUGGCAGAUAGUAAUGAAAAGAAUGUCGAAGGAGAUAUAACGAAACCUCAAAAAUCUUCUGGUAUGAAAAAAUCACGCUGUACCUCAAUAUGCUACAGCAUUAGAGGAAAAUGUGAAAAUGAAGUUCAGGAGAUAGAAGAUGCAGAUAUUGUUAGGUGUUUUAAAGAGACUGUACUAACUAAAAAGGAAAGUGUUGAUGUUAUAUCAUUUAGAAAAUAUGGGAAUUUACAAGGAAUUAGCAUUCCUAUGGACGAAUUGUCCAAGAAAAUUGCUGAUUUGAUGGUUGAAAUGACAUCAAAUACUCCAGAGAAUAUAUUAUCUUCAUAUCUUAGUCAAUACAGUAUUUCCAAACAUUUUGUGAUGUUAUCAGAUGUUUUUAUAAGUUUUACAUGUAACUUUGGACCAAAUAUGGAACGAGUACAUGAAUUAUGUGUCCAAUCGACGAAGAGUAUCCUGAACAUGUGCAUAAUACGAGAAAAUAAUAAGAAAGAGGGAAGAAUAAGAUUAUGUAUGAACAAAAGAAUUGAUGGAAGCAAAAAUGUUACACAGGAGAAGAUGAGUGAUGAAUGGGAGUUUAAAACCUACUGUCACUUCAAGAAGGUACAACCAAUUGGAACAGGUUUAGUAUUUUGUAAGAAUGACAAUCUAAAUUGUGAUUUUGAUGAAUGGACACAGUGGUCAGAAUGUACAGAUACGUGUACCAGAAACGGAAUUGUUCCUGUGAGAACUAGGACCAGGAAGAUGAAUGGGGAUGCUAGUGCAUGCAACAUGAAAGACAAUAAACUGAUCGAAACUGAACCUUGUCUUUGGCUUCCCCAGUGCCCUUAUGAUGAUAUAAAAGAUUAUAUAGAAGAAAUGAAGACAAAUAUUGCGUGGGAGGUGGUACUAGAAAAAAAUAGUGAUCUACAAGAAUGGGCACUGGAUGAAAGGGCUGACCUCGAGAAUGAGUUCAUGGAAGGAAAAACAACUCCCGCAAAAAGGUGCAAUAUAUUUUUAGGACAGCAACAAGUCCAAAACACUAGACUUAUCCUACAGGUUUGUUUUUUCUUCUACCCUCUCUUGUUGUGCAUGCGGAUAAAGUGA